AUGGACAAACUUGCAGUCGAAGGCUACUUCCCUGGCAGCCACUGGCUCUACUUCUCUGUCUACCUCUUCGUCUUCCUCAUUGGCCUUCCUCUCAACAUGGUAGCCCUGAUUGUCUUUGUAGGUAAACUGAAGCGCCAUCCCCUGGCCGUGGAUGUUCUUCUACUCAAUCUGACCCUCUCUGACUUGCUGCUGCUAGCCUUCCUGCCCAUCCGAAUGGUGGAGGCAGCCAGCAGCAUGUCCUGGCCUCUGCCCUUCAUCUUAUGCCCACUCUCCGGCUUUCUCUUUUUCACCGCCAUCAACCUCAGCUCCCUGAUCCUUACGGCUGUGAGUGUGGAACGAUUCCUGGGGGUGGCCUACCCUCUGUGGUACAAGACUCAGCCAAGACUUGGUCAAGCUGUUUUGGGCAGUGUGGUCUGUUGGCUCCUGGCGGGUGCCCACUGCAGUGUGGUCUAUGUUGCUGAAUAUUUGGGGGAUGCCUACCAGCUCCAAUAUGCCAAUGGGUCUUGCUACCUGGAAUUCAGAGAAGACCAGCUGGCCUUCCUACUACCUGUCAGGUUUGAGAUAGCAGUGGUUUUCUUUGGAGUCCCAUUGGUUCUCACCAGUUGUUGCUAUGGUCGAAUGGUAUGGAUCCUGAGCAAGGGGGCCAGCUGGAAGAGGAGAAAAAGGGUAGCAGGACUCACAGUGGCCACGAUGUUCAAUUUCCUACUCUGCUUUGGCCCUUACCAUUCAUCUCACAUCGUUGGUUAUUUCCAGAGUGAGAGUCCAACUUGGCGUGGGUAUGCGUUGCUGCUCAGCACCCUCAACUCCUGUGUUGAUCCCCUUGUCUUCUAUUUUUCUUCAUCUGGCUUCCAGAAGAACUUCCACAGGCUGUUCACAAGACUGAUGGAACCUGCAGGUCUUGGUAGGGGAAAUGCCAGAAAUGGGUUGGAAACCCAAAAGAGAAAUGGCCAGGAGAAGGAAUUGUCUAACUCUUAA
Gracilinanus agilis (Agile Gracile Mouse Opossum) is the source of this 975-nucleotide messenger RNA. It is a transcript of the gene FFAR3, whose product is annotated as free fatty acid receptor 3. Lineage: Eukaryota; Metazoa; Chordata; Mammalia; Didelphimorphia; Didelphidae. The record is from RefSeq and is a predicted model, not a curated record. Gene Ontology annotation, biological process: cellular response to fatty acid; G protein-coupled receptor signaling pathway. The transcript has a single exon. Gene Ontology annotation, cellular component: plasma membrane. Gene Ontology annotation, molecular function: G protein-coupled receptor activity. Bases 1 to 975 code for a protein of 324 amino acids.